AUGGAGGAUAACAGGAGCUCAGGAGGAUCUCAGGAGAUGAGGAGGCCAGUAAUGAAGAUUAGGAAGGUGGGUAUGGCCUCCUCUCCUUUUAUCCUCCUGGUUGUAGUUGGUGAAAGCAGACACAAUGGCUGCAACAGAUGGGGGUUGAACCUGCAACCCUCUGGUUAUGGGGCGGACACUCAACACCUCUGCCACUGUCGCUACAAAUGUUCUACAGAUGUUUUUAAUCAAUGUCUUUUAACAGCUGCCUUGAGGUUAUCUGCAACACGUUCUCACACCCAAAAGCGUCUAAAACUGAUUACGGGUGACCAAGCGUUUGUUUCAGACGUGAUGUGCCAGAACAUCACUUUUCGACGCCCGCGCUGGCAUAAGAGCGGGCGUUUCCAGAGGAUGCCGGCGAGUAUAAAAUCUGAGCCUCGUGUGUUUGAGUCCAGACUCAGAACACGAGAAAAGACUGAGCAGACAGACACUCUAACAAAGAUGGCUGAACUCCAGCAGAGCUACAACCAGCAGGGUUUCCUGUCUCCUCUGUCCGUGCUGAAUGAGAUGGAGCUGAGGGAAGCCAGAGACGCCUUUGCUAAGCUGGAGGAUGAAUUUGGUAAAGAGUACACUCAGUACAGCCUCCACAACAUUCACCUCCAGUAUCCCUGGGAGAUGAGCCUGACCAAACAUCCCCGUAUCCUGCAAGUGAUCCAAGCUGUCCUGGGCCCAGACGUCCUCCUGCUGGACUCUCGUUUCAUCUGUAAAUACCCGAUUCUCAAACCAGCCAACAUCCUGGAGAAUGAAGGAAAUCCGACCAAGUCUGAUGGGGAGAACGGUCUUCCUUACGUCGCCUGGCAUCAGGAUAUGAGGUAUUGGGGAAUUGCUGGUGGUCCGGUCCUCUCUGUGUGGCUCGCUCUUGAUGACUCACAGAAGGAAAACGGAGCCCUUCAGGUUAUUCCAGGAAGCCACCGCUCUGGCAUGCUACCCCAUCGCCAAGCUACCCGCUCUGGAAACAUGCUGUCGGUCAACCAGGAGAUCCCAGAGGAGCUGGUUCAGGUGGAGGAGACUGUGUUCUGUCCUCUGAAAGCUGGACAGAUGUCUAUUCAUGAUGGAUUUCUUGUCCAUGCAAGUGAUCCCAACACGUCCCGGAGGAGGCGCUGUGGCUUUGUGAUCCGUUAUGUUCCCACCUGUGCAAACCCCAUUCAGGAUCCUGAUCGACCCAGGAAGUUUCAUGCAACAAUGUUGGCUUGUGGAGAAGACCAGUUCAAUCAUUUCUCCAACAAAAGCUCAUGAAGGAUCAACCAUGUGGCUGGCAGCAGUCGUUCAUCAAAGUCUUUUCUGUGUUUAUCACCAUCUCAUUGAUUUAAGUUACUAACUAUGAUGAUGAACUGAAUUGUCUCUGAAACAUAUAAACAACCCUGCUGUUUUAUAUGGUUGAAAAAGUAGCUUUGUUACAAACAUAAAAGCACUUUCUUACAUUUAUAGUGGAUCUUGUUUCAUAACGUAAAUAAGCCGUGAACAUGCUUAGAUGUGGAAAGUAAAAUGUAACGUUUUCCAGGGGAUUAGGAGGCAUUACAUUCAUGUGUUCAAGUAAAUUAUAAUUUCUUUGUUAACCUCUGUAUUUAUUCAUGACUGCUGGUGUUUUACCAUGAGCACACAGAGCCUAGUGAAACACAUAUACUUUAUAUUAGAUGA
Messenger RNA from Nothobranchius furzeri (turquoise killifish), 1677 nucleotides. The record is from RefSeq and is a predicted model, not a curated record. NCBI's taxonomy places the organism in Eukaryota, Metazoa, Chordata, Actinopteri, Cyprinodontiformes, Nothobranchiidae.